This is a messenger RNA of Kalmanozyma brasiliensis GHG001, 297 nucleotides long. RefSeq lists its product as uncharacterized. The transcript has 2 exons. The record is from RefSeq and is a predicted model, not a curated record. Bases 1 to 297 code for a protein of 98 amino acids. Lineage: Eukaryota; Fungi; Basidiomycota; Ustilaginomycetes; Ustilaginales.
AUGAGGUCAACAGCCGUCAAGAUGCUCAAGGUCAAGCCCCUUCCCGCUUCCGCCAUCCAAUCGCUGCGACUGCCACCAUCGACGUCCGUAUCCAGAGCCAACAUCAUCACAGCAGCAGCAAAGGCACCAAAAGCAGCAUCGGUAGAUGUAGCAGCGGAGCUCGAGAAGAAGGUGCUUGCACGACAAGAGCUGGGUGACAAUGUGCGCUUCUCGAAUCAUGUCAACAAGAGGGACUUGUACUGGAAGGUCUCAAAACCCCAGCGCGACGUUCUAAAGAAGCUCCUCAAGGAGGCAUAA